AUGUGUGGGUAUAUUGGUUCGCAGGGGCAGAGAGCCGCUGGCAGACCAUGUUCAGAAUGCGAUAGCUUUUCAUUACCGGAGUUGUUACCAUCAUUUUUCAUUAUACUAUUUUCCAACGGCCGCCUUUUACUUUUGAUUAUGUCGGGGACACCGCGAAAAGUUCCUCGAAUUAUGGCUAAAUCCGCAAGGGCUGUAAAAACAUCUACUGUUAUUAGUAGCUCCAAGUCUGAUGGUAUAGAAGCUAGCGGAAAUAUUCCUAUACCAACGAAUGAACUUGAUGACGAUCAUGAACAACUUCUUGUACGAGAUGGAGUUGUUGUUGGACUGCAGCAGCCCAAUGGCCACUUUGUAGACGAGACAGGAGUGCAGGUGCCAACAUCUGUGGUGCAUACUGGCACUCCUCGCACAAGGAGAAUUGUAAUUGAGAGUUCCAUAGAGAAUAGCGGAGAGUUGGAACCCUACAUACCCACGGCUUUACCCGGGGUAGCCGAUGAAGUUGAAUCUUAUCCCUGCCCGCUUUGUCCAGAUAGAGUGUUUUUGACAUCAUUCGGUCUCGAAAAGCAUGCAAUGGAGAAACACCAGAAUCACUUGCAACAGAUACUUGAGCACAUCGAAGCGAUCAGUGCUGAAUGGCGACGACGAGAAGAAGAACUCGCGCGGCGAAGGGAACGCGUUUAUGCUGCUCGACUUCGGCAGGAAACUAUCACAAGACAUGCUAUUGAGCAGGUUUCAAAUGGAACUCUUGGCACAUUUCCCGCAUGCGCGGCGUCUGCCGAGUCCAUCGCUGCUGUUGGAGACGCUGCAGAAGGAGAGCGACGAUUCAAAGCAUGCGGCUUGUGUGGAAUUCUCGUAGAUGCUGAUAGUCCUGCUGCUAUGGAGAGUCAUCUUCGAGCUCAUAAGAAAAAUGACGACCUCAAGCUCAAGCUUCUAGCACGCUAUGGUCCAGAGGAGGUUGAUAGGCUUAUGUGUAGUGAGUGCAAUAUGGUUUUUGGAGACGAAUGUAGCUUGAUUGUUCAUAAUCAGCAAAUGCAUACAAGAAGACGGAAAUAUGUGUGCAAAUGGUGUGGGCAUGUAGCAUAUACUAUGACUGAGCUGAAUAUACAUAAAGCUGAUGUACAUGCAAUGCCGCCAUAUACUGCGAGGUCCGAUAGAGAUAGGUUCCUGAAGAAGCGCCAAAACCUUUUGAGUCGGGGCCUGAUAGCGUUAGGCGCAAAUCCCAGGAGCAAUGAGAUAGAUGAUAGACAUGGUUCGUCCACUUCAUACGCUGAUGAUUUCUCUUUCAGGACGACCUGUGAACAGUGCGGAUUGAAACUAGUGCGUCCCUCGUUGCUGAUUCGUCAUAUGAUUCGUGUUCAUUCUAGAAGAGCAUUUUCCUGCAAAAUUGAAGCACCUGGUUAUAGUAACUAUCGCAUCGACGUUGAUUCCGACAGAAUCUUUUGGACAUGCUGCAAUACUCCGUUCACCAAUAGGCGAGACUUUUAUACUCAUCGAGUCAGUGAUCACAUCGCAAAGCUGGCAGAAGGUGAUGGUGAUUCUACAGUGGAGUAUCAAACAUACGAAGAAAGUCCUCAUCCACAUGGUGCUUUGACCCCGGGCGCAGGUGUUUGUGUAGAGAGUGCAGAUGGUACUUCGUACAUGGGUAGGAUAGAAACGGGUCCUGAUGGUACGAUGCAAGUGGUUGUGCCUCAAGAUGUUAUGAACGGCAGUAGUGAUUUCUACGUUGUGAUAGACGACGAUGUCAGUUUGGAUAGAGAAGCUCAGCACUUCAAGCCUGUCGAAAAUCAAAGUAUCAGCGAUUCGAAUCAAGCUCAAGAUUUGUCAAUGCAGCAAGACGAUGCAAGUUCGGCAUCUUCUCAUCUUCUCGAAGAAAUUUUGGAAGAGGGACCAGUAGAUGAGAGCGAAGCGCAAGUGAUAGCAAUCACGGAGGAGCAGUAUGAGCAGCUGCGGCUUCAGUAUGGUGACAAUCUCGAGAACAUGAGCGUCAUCUAUGUGGAUGAUUCUGACGUUGGAAAAAACGAAAUGGUUGUUGACGUCAAUGAUUCGGCCAUACACUCUACCUCGGUUUUGCAAAGCUGACACGUCUUACUCUUUGUCUAGUUCAUCUCCUUCGGCAUUCUAUGUAACAAGACUGAGUAUUUUCAACAAUUUCUUAGAAUUGAUGCAUUGUCUGGUGUGC
This is a messenger RNA of Cylicocyclus nassatus, 2176 nucleotides long. NCBI's taxonomy places the organism in Eukaryota, Metazoa, Nematoda, Chromadorea, Rhabditida, Strongylidae. The record is from the annotation of a GenBank genome assembly.